Messenger RNA from Myotis lucifugus (little brown bat), 2096 nucleotides. It is a transcript of the gene PPM1G, whose product is annotated as protein phosphatase, Mg2+/Mn2+ dependent 1G. Gene Ontology annotation, cellular component: nucleoplasm. Lineage: Eukaryota; Metazoa; Chordata; Mammalia; Chiroptera; Vespertilionidae. The record is from RefSeq and is a predicted model, not a curated record. Bases 49 to 1683 code for a protein of 544 amino acids. The transcript has 10 exons. Gene Ontology annotation, molecular function: cation binding; protein serine/threonine phosphatase activity. Gene Ontology annotation, biological process: protein dephosphorylation.
GUCGCGCUCCUGUUCGCCUGCCCCUGAGGCCGCCGGCCCGCCGCCGCCAUGGGCGCCUACCUUUCCCAGCCCAACACGGUGAAGUGCUCCGGGGACGGGGCCGGCGCGCCGCGCCUGCCGCUGCCCUACGGCUUCUCCGCCAUGCAGGGUUGGCGAGUCUCCAUGGAGGAUGCUCACAAUUGUAUUCCUGAGCUGGACAGUGAGACAGCUAUGUUUUCUGUCUAUGAUGGACAUGGAGGGGAGGAAGUUGCCUUGUAUUGUGCCAAAUAUCUUCCUGAUAUCAUCAAAGAUCAGAAGGCUUACAAAGAAGGCAAGCUACAGAAGGCUUUGGAAGAUGCCUUCUUGGCUAUUGAUGCCAAACUGACCACUGAGGAAGUCAUUAAGGAGCUGGCACAGAUUGCAGGGCGACCCACUGAGGAUGAAGAUGAAAAAGAAAAAGUAGCUGAUGAAGAUGAUGUGGACAAUGAGGAGGCUGCACUGCUGCAUGAAGAGGCUACCAUGACUAUUGAAGAGCUGCUGACACGCUACGGGCAGAACUGUCACAAGGGUGCUCCCCACAGCAAAUCUGGAGCUGGGACAGGCGAGGAACCAGGGUCCCAGGGCCUCAAUGGGGAGGCAGGAUCUGAGGACCCAUCUAGGGAAUCUUCUUCAGAGGAAAAUGGUCCCACAGCCAAGGUCCACACAGGCCUUUCCUCCAACUCGGAACGUACAGAGGCAGGCCAAGGUGGUGAGCCUGGCAUUCCCACUGGUGAGGCUGGGCCUUCCUGCUCUUCAGCCUCCGACAAGCUGCCUCGAGUUGCUAAGUCCAAGUUCUUUGAGGACAGUGAGGAUGAGUCAGAUGAGGCGGAGGAGGAAGAGGAAGACAGCGAGGAAUGCAGUGAGGAAGAGGAUGGCUACAGCAGUGAAGAGGCAGAAAAUGAAGAAGAUGAGGAUGACACCGAGGAGGCUGAAGAGGAUGAGGAAGAAGAGGAGGAGAUGAUGGUCCCUGGGAUGGAAGGCAAAGAGGAGCCUGGCUCUGACAGUGGUACAACAGCUGUAGUGGCUCUGAUACGAGGGAAGCAGUUGAUUGUAGCCAAUGCAGGAGACUCUCGCUGUGUGGUGUCUGAGGCUGGCAAAGCUUUAGACAUGUCCUAUGACCACAAGCCGGAGGAUGAAGUGGAGCUAGCACGCAUCAAGAAUGCUGGUGGCAAGGUUACCAUGGAUGGUCGAGUCAACGGGGGCCUCAACCUCUCCAGGGCCAUUGGAGAUCACUUCUAUAAGAGAAACAAGAACUUGCCACCUGAGGAACAGAUGAUAUCAGCCCUUCCUGACAUCAAGAUGCUGACUCUCACAGACGACCAUGAAUUCAUGGUCAUUGCCUGUGAUGGCAUCUGGAAUGUGAUGAGCAGCCAGGAAGUUAUAGACUUUAUUCAGUCAAAGAUUAGCCAGCGUGAUGAAAAUGGGGAGCUUCGGUUAUUGUCAUCCAUCGUGGAAGAGCUGCUGGAUCAGUGCCUGGCACCAGACACUUCUGGGGACGGUACAGGGUGUGACAACAUGACCUGCAUCAUCAUUUGCUUCAAGCCCCGAAACACAGCAGAGCUUCAGCCAGAGAGUGGCAAGCGGAAACUGGAGGAGGUGCUUUCUACUGAGGAGGCUGAAGAAAAUGGCAACAGUGACAACAAGAAGAAGGCCAAGCGGGACUAGCGGACUUGGUUGUCCAGACUCCUGCCCCCGAGACUGUUUUCUGAGCCCUCCGGACCUGAGACUGAGUUUUGUCUUUUUCCUUUAGCCUUAGCAGUGGUUGUGAGGUGUGCAGGGGGAACUGGGUGGCUUUACUCAGCCCAUUCCAAAGAGGGCUCACCCUCCACACAGCAGCCCGGGAGCCGUGCUGCUCUCCCCAGCCUCCUCUUUGCUCCUUGGGGCUCAUCACUGGUUCUGUGCCUGUGCUCUGUUGUGUUGGAGGGAAGGACUGGAGGUUCUGGUUUUUACUCUGUGAACUUUAUUUAAGGACAUUCUUUUUUAUUGGCGGCUCCAUGGCCCCGGCCGCUUGCACCUGCUCUCUGUUGUACACUUUCAAUCAAACACUUUUUCAGACUAAAGGCCAAAACCUAAUCAAA